This is a messenger RNA of Penicillium manginii, 651 nucleotides long. RefSeq lists its product as uncharacterized. The record is from RefSeq and is a predicted model, not a curated record. The coding region runs from base 1 to 651 and encodes 216 amino acids. The transcript is spliced from 2 exons. Lineage: Eukaryota; Fungi; Ascomycota; Eurotiomycetes; Eurotiales; Aspergillaceae.
AUGCAAUCCAUUCUCACCGCUUCACUCCUCGUUUCGCUCGCUGUCUUUUCCACUGCAGCUCCCAUCCCAUUCUCCUUGGCAACAAAGGAUACAGCCCUAACUGAGGCUCAACUGAUUCAAAUCGCCCCAACAUCAAAGACCUGUGACGAUGCCCCCGCCGAAGGAGAAUGCGCUACAGCCAAGACAGCCGCCACCUUCAGCUCUCAGUCCUUCAAUGACUACAAGGUCACCAACAAGGCCGAGCAAGCCGCAAUCUUGAGUCUGAUGGCCUUUGAGAGCGACGACUUCAAGUAUAACAAAAACCAUUUCCCCGGCAACCCAGGCCAAGGCAAAAUACCAAUAGCUCGCAAUAUGCAAUCCCCAGCCUUCAACAAGAAAUACGCCAGCAGCAUCCCCGCUCUGAAAGACAAGAUUGCCGCCGUCUCCAAUAGCCCCACUGAUCUGCUCGAUUUGCUGCGCGAUAAUGAGACCUACGACUUCGGAUCUGGCGCCUGGUUCCUUACCACCCAGUGCUCUAAGGAUGUGCGCUCUGCAUUGCAGGAUGGUUCUGAGACGGGCUGGGAAAAGUAUAUUAGCAGCUGUGUUGGCACUUCGGUUACCGAUGAGCGCAAGCAGUACUGGGAGCGAGCCGUGAAGGCCCUCGGUGUGUGA